AGCGCUUAGCGCUAUGUGAUUUGAAUUAUUCUCAAACAAAUAAAUCUGCUUUUAUACUUUAUCUUUAUUAUAUAUGUUUUUUUUAGAUUUGUGUGUCGCAAAAUAACAUAAUACAUAUUGCAAAUAAAAAUGAAAAGAUUAAAAAGUGUAUCCAUUAAUUUUUUUUCCAUCACACGAGGCCCGAGGGUACUUCAAAUAAUAAUAAAUAAGUUUUGAUUGUCAUCCUUUAUUUUUCUACAUUGUUUUUGAGUGCACGUGCUUAAGUUUAGGAAAUAUUCGAACAGCAUGGAAAAUGAAGAAAAACUUUCUCUUAACGUUCUAGAAGACCGACCCUAUCGAUAUUUACAACAAAUGGCAAAAUCUAUUGGACUACCAUCAAAUUUUAAGAAAGUCUAUUUAAUAGAAUUGAUACAAGCUAAGAAGUUCAAAACUGAAAGAGAAGUUAAUACUAUUAUACAUAGAGUUAAACUUGAGCGAUUGCAAUUAUCAAAAGCCAGAAGAGAAAGUAAAAGAAGAAAAAUGCAGAUGACAGAAGUAGCAUCAACAAGCAGAUCGUGCUUCUCUCCACCCAUAACAAUGACACCAAAGCGUUCAAAUCAAAUGUAUGUGAGAUGCAGUCCGGAACAAUGCAGACCUCUCAUCACUUAUAAUCCAAAACGGAAUUUAAUACAAAAUCUUAAUCAAAAUCCCACACCAAAUUCAGCAUCUUCAUGUGGUAGAAUAUUAAGAAGUUUUAAUAUGAAAACUUUAAAACCAAAUUAUGCAUUAAUGAAUGGUCAGGAUAUAUUUAAGUCGCAUACAAAUCCAAAAGAAACGAAAAUCAAAAUAAUAACAAACAGUGGUGGAUUCCCUCAGUUCAACGUCACUGCUAAGUGCGUUGUGAAAAAGCACAGGCCCAGUGUAUUGACCAAUGGGAAGACAGCAUUGAAGACACAUUUAAUGCUAACACAAAGCAUGGAUUUAUUACCAAAUCCAAUACCAGCAAAGCGUCAACGAACUCUAAGCGGUAUAUAUCCAUUAAUACCUUCAGAUACAAUACCAAGAAAUCUUCAAACUACCGAGAGUGUUUGUUUACGUAAAAUAGACGGUAGUUUGACAAAGAUCAAUGCAUUAGUGCAGAAACGUAAUAUAGAUAUUAUACCACGACAAAAAAAUAACUUCAAAAAUACUGAAGUAAAUAUUCAAGACAUAUUGAAUAGCAUUGAUGCCAAUACAGACCAUAACACAGAUGGUAAUAGAAAUAAUGAAUAUUUGCAAACACAAUAUCCAAAUUUAUCAAGUAUAGACACGGUAUACAGUAAUAUGUAUAAUACCCAAGCGCCUGGUAUUGAAAACAAUAUAAAAGAAACUGACAUGGAUAUUUACUCAGUUUAUUAUCACAAAAAAAUCAGAGCCGAACAAAUAAGAUGUCAACGAUUAAGAGAAAUGCAACAUAAUGAAAGAUUACCGAAGAUCGGUGAUGUUUUUAGUAAAUUCAGUGAUGUUUAUAGGAGAGAUUUGACGCAGCCUCUGUAUGUGCAAGUCAGCACUGAAGCCGAGAGAAGUCAAAAUCAUCCAUUUUAUGUUACCCGAGGUCAGGCAAAUACAAUUAUGCUGGAACAUCUAUACAAUUUUAAAAGUCAAUUAAUAACAAACGCACCGUUACUGCAAAUAGCAACUACGUCCAACACAAAAUGUGUCUACAGCACACCUAUUAUUGCAACUGCUGUGGCGCAACCCUCGACGAUUGUGUCGAACGAAGCUUAUGUUUCUUCGUUCGAGGUGGAUAGUCACCGUAAUCAACACGACAUAGAUCCGAGGAUGUACGAGUUCCUACACUUCUCAGAGCAGACGCGGAGGAAUUAUUCACAUUGUGAUGAUUUCAGUACAUCGACGUCAUCUUUGGGCACGUCUCAAGACAUAAGCACGACCGUCUCUAUUCCGGAGAUGGUGGAAGAUGCACUUGAAAUUAUAAGUCAGGAUGGGGAUUAUAUGGAAAAAAUCGCAAUGGACGUGAGUGUGCAAUGCGUGCUCUGUACCUGGGCGGGACCCAAGAUAUUACUCGAAUAUCACAUCAAAAAGGAGCACGCGCAGGCCAUCCACCGGCAGCGCGGCAGCGAGUGGGCGGUGCCGUGGGCGGUGCCGGCGGCGGGCGCGGCGGGCGGCGCGGCGGGCGCGGCGCGGCACCUGCUGCAGCUCGGGGACGCGCUCUACGUGCUCAGCGCGCGCUACCGCGACCCCGACUGCUUCACGGCCUGCCUCGCCUCAUUGUCAACGGAAAGCACACAAAAAUUCGGCUCUAUAACAAUUUACAACAAAGUCUCCGGUGAACCAUUCUCGUGGAGUGGUCACAUACAACCGCUACCGCCCAACCUGCCAUAUGAAAACGAGGCCAGCUGUCUCAAAGUUGAAUUGUCUAAACUAGACUUACUACCCAAUAGCGCUAACUUAAAACUAUUCAACAGAGAGUUAGUGACAGACUCACCGAGUAAAGUCAUUAUAGGGCAGCCAAUAUUUAAUGAUAUACAAUUGAUAAUAUUUGUUAGGAUUUUUAAUUAAAACAUUUGUAUAAAUAUUUGCAAUGCUAGGGCCACAUAUCUGCAAAUGAACGAACAUCUAUAAUGUGAAGAUGCUAUGAAAGUAUUUAACUACCAAAUGGUGUUAAAUACCAUAUCCUUCGAUAAAGUCCUUAUUAUAACUUUCAAGAUUUUC
Vanessa tameamea is the source of this 2691-nucleotide messenger RNA. RefSeq lists its product as uncharacterized. The transcript is spliced from 11 exons. The record is from RefSeq and is a predicted model, not a curated record. The coding region runs from base 286 to 2538 and encodes 750 amino acids. Lineage: Eukaryota; Metazoa; Arthropoda; Insecta; Lepidoptera; Nymphalidae.